AUGAAGAAUCUGGUGACGACACUCACCGUCAAACGGUUCUGGAACAAGUACUGGAGCAGCUUGACGAAGAAGACGAAGCGAGCGUCUCGAACAAUACAUCUGAUCCUGACUACGAAGAUGAUGGUCGGUCUGCUGGCAGCACAUGUUCAGUAUGGCACUGAGUUCCUAGACUUUCGCGAGACCUUAUGGCUACACUCAGGGUCAAUUAUUGGCGGACUCCUUGCUUUGCGUGAGUCGUACAAAACAGUCAGCAUUGUAAACCCAAGAUUCCACGACUUUGACCACCCAGACCAAAAGAUGAGAACGGCAAAAGGAUACAGGGCUGCGGUCCCCGGAAUCAAGAAGCAACUGAAGAGUGCAGUGGGUGCUAUUGUCGAGCCCAUGCUCGGAAUCGAGGAUAGACUUUCCUACGAAGUCGUUACUGGCCGUUUUCAGAAGGACAAUUCGUCGUGUGGCGUAUGGUGUCUUGUUGUGUUGGAGCUGCUGCUGUUUGGGGCUACUCCUCAAAGCUGGAGCGACUUCUGGAACAACUUCCUUUAUGAUGUGUUGGACUACUUGAGCAUGCGCUAUUUGUACAAAGUGGGAGCUCUAGAGCGUCAAAUAAGCAUCAUGGCCGAAGGUGACGAGUAG
Messenger RNA from Phytophthora nicotianae INRA-310, 630 nucleotides. RefSeq lists its product as hypothetical. The transcript has 2 exons. NCBI's taxonomy places the organism in Eukaryota, Oomycota, Peronosporomycetes, Peronosporales, Peronosporaceae. Bases 1 to 630 code for a protein of 209 amino acids. The record is from RefSeq and is a predicted model, not a curated record.